UCAGCAGUUUCUGCUUCAUCUUCAGCAGUUUCUGCUUCAACUUCAGCAGUUUCUGCUUCACCAUCAGCAGUUUCUGCUUCAGCAUCAGCAGGUGCUUCAUCUUCAGCAGCUUCUGCUUCAACUUCAGCAGUUUCUGCUUCAACUUCAGCAGUUUCUGCUUCACCAUCAGCAGUUUCUGCUUCAUCUUCAGCAGUUUCUGCUUCACCAUCAGCAGGUGCUUCAUCUUCAGCAGCUUCUGCUUCAACUUCAGCGGUUUCUGCUUCACCAUCAGCAGUUUCUGCUUCAUCUUCAGCAGUUACUGCUUCACCAUCAGCAGGUGCUUCAUCUUCAGCAGCUUCUGCUUCAACUUCAGCAGUUUCUGCUUCACCAUCAGCAGGUGCUUCAUCUUCAGCAGCUUCUGCUUCAACUUCAGCAGUUUCUGCUUCACCAUCAGCAGGUGCUUCAUCUUCAGCAGCUUCUGCUUCAACUUCAGCAGUUUCUGCUUCCCCAUCAGCAGUUUCUGCUUCAUCUUCAGCAGUUUCUGCUUCAACUUCAGCAGUUUCUGCUUCACCAUCAGCAGGUGCUUCAUCUUCAGCAGUUUCUGCUUCAACUUCAGCAGUUUCUGCUUCACCAUCAGCAGGUGCUUCAUCUUCAGCAGGUUCUGCUUCAACUUCAGCAGUUUCUACUUCACCAUCAGCAGUUUCUGCUUCAACUUCAGCAGUUUCUGCUUCAUCUUCAGCAGUUUCUGCUUCAACUUCAGCAGUUUCUGCUUCACCAUCAGCAGUUUCUGCUUCAUCUUCAGCAGUUUCUGCUUCAACUUCAGCAGUUUCUGCUUCACCAUCAGCAGGUGCUUCAUCUUCAGCAGUUUCUGCUUCAGCUUCAGCAGGUGCUUCAUCUUCAGCAGCUUCUGCUUCAACUUCAGCAGUUUCCGCUUCAUCUUCAGCAGCUUCUGCUUCAACUUCAGCAGUUUCUGCUUCACCAUCAGCAGUUUCUGCUUCACCAUCAGCAGGUGCUUCAUCUUCAGCAGUUUCUGCUUCACCUUCAGCAGUUUCUGCUUCAACUUCAGCAGUUUCCGCUUCAUCUUCAGCAGUUUCUGCUUCAACCUCAGCUGUUUCCGCUUCAUCUUCAGCAGCUUCUGCUUCAACUUCAGCAGUUUCUACUUCACCAUCAGCAGUUUCUGCUUCCACAUCUUCAGCAGUUGCUUCAUCUUCAGCAGUUUCUGUUUCAGCACCAUCGGCAGUUGCUUCUUCACCUUCAGCAUUUUCUGCCUCGCCAUCAGUUGCGGGUGGUUCGUCCUCUGCUGCUUCACCUUCAGUGAUUGCUUCUCCUUCUCCUUCAGCAGCUGCUUCAUCUCCUGCAUUUGCCUCCAUCUCGUCGCCCUCCUUCCCCUCCCCGGCCAGCGCGUCCGCAAGACUGUCUCUGAGCAGCGACAGUUCCGCCGUCGUGCCGAGUCCUUCGUCGCGCGAGUGA
Molecule: messenger RNA, 1449 nt
Organism: Penaeus indicus
Lineage: Eukaryota; Metazoa; Arthropoda; Malacostraca; Decapoda; Penaeidae
Product: pneumococcal serine-rich repeat protein-like
Exons: 1
Source: RefSeq, a predicted model, not a curated record